CUCGCAGCUCAAGAACCAAGCUUCAGCCUACACGAAGCUAGGUAGCUGCAGAGACGUCAAGAACCCAAAGCAGCCAGCCAUGUCUCGCUCUUGCUGCUACGCGGUGUCAGUGCUCCUCGCGCUCGCCGUGACGGCCAGCGCCACCGCGCCGGCCUUGCUGCACGAGGAGCCCCAGGACAAGCGGAUCGUCAUGUCCGACGCCCACCAGCUGGAGGAGGCCACGCGCCUGCUUGCCGCGGAGGGCGCGAGGGUGGCGUUGGCGUCCGUCUGGGCGGCCAAGAAGGACGACGGGGGCGGAAACGCGCCACUGGAGGGGAAGCCGAGCAGCGCCGUGGCCACGCAGGGCGACGACCAGGGCUCGUCAGGCGGCAGCAACGAGCGCAGCAAGGAGGAGGGCAGCAGCAAGGAGGGCGAGAAGCAGGCCAAGAGCUGCCUCACCAAGGAGGAGUGCCACAAGAAGAAGCUGCUCUGCGGCAAGGGCUGCACGCUCUCGGCACACAGCAAGUGCGCCGCCAAGUGCUCCAAGUCCUGCGUCCCCACCUGCUAGGAGCCCUGGCCGUGGCCGAGCAGCCGGCGGCGGCGACAUGCUGGCGAGAUCGGUCGGGUUCCGUGGUCAGGUUUGCGCGUUGCAUUGCGUGUCUUAGUCGUAAUUAGGUUGCAGGAGAGUCGAUUCUGAAGCUGAUGAAGGGAAUAAGGUUGGGGUACUUGCUGCAUGCAUACCUCUGGUGUCAUUUGUUCUGGUUCGUAUGUUUCUUCCAGGUUUCUGUGUA
Molecule: messenger RNA, 770 nt
Organism: Phragmites australis (common reed)
Lineage: Eukaryota; Viridiplantae; Streptophyta; Magnoliopsida; Poales; Poaceae
Exons: 1
Coding region: 80-547 (155 amino acids)
Source: RefSeq, a predicted model, not a curated record